This is a messenger RNA of Cordyceps fumosorosea ARSEF 2679, 1236 nucleotides long. RefSeq names its product deoxyribose-phosphate aldolase 2. The record is from RefSeq and is a predicted model, not a curated record. NCBI's taxonomy places the organism in Eukaryota, Fungi, Ascomycota, Sordariomycetes, Hypocreales, Cordycipitaceae. The coding region runs from base 1 to 1236 and encodes 411 amino acids. The transcript has 2 exons.
AUGCACGCCGAGGGGAAUCCCAAGACGCGCAGCUUCUCGGAAGCCUUUGCCGCCAACGGUAGCGGCGGCCUGCAAUCGGCGGCGGCCGAGCUCAAGAGGCGCCGCGUCGCAGAGGGCGGCGGCGUCACCCUGCCUCUCUCCACGGGCAAGCUGGCCAAGAGCUUCACGCCCACCCGCGGCGGCCGCUCCUGGACCGUUUCCGUCGCCAUUCCAGGCAGCAUCAUCAAACACCUCCCGACAGCCGAGCAGCGCCUCGCCACCGUCGCCCGCCUCGCCCGGACCCUCACCAUCUUCUGCGUCGACGAGGUCGUCGUCUUCAACGACGAGGGGCCCUCGCCUUCACAGACCCUGACGCUGCUCAACGGAUCGGGCGUGGAGGCCGCGUACACGGGCGACUCGGACCCGUGCCACUUCGUCGCGCAGGUGCUCUCCUUCCUCGACUGCCCGCCGUUCAUGCGCCGCCGGCUGUUCCCGCUGCACGCCAACCUGCGGCACACCGCGCUGCUGCCCGCGCUCGACGCGCCGCACCACCCGCGCGCCAAGGCGCCCUGGCUGCCCUACGCCGAGGGCGUGACCGUCGAGGAGGAGGAGAUGCUCGGCGAGGGGGGCUCGCUGGUCGACACGGGCAUCGGCGGCAUCGUCCGCGUCGCGGAGACGAUACCCCCCAACACGCGCGUCACGCUGCAGCUCGACGACCAGCAGCAGCAGGGCAGCCCGCCGGUGUGCGUCCACCCGGAGGCGCCGCGCACGAGAGGCGGGUACUACUGGGGCUACGCGGUGCGUCGCGCCGCGGGGCUGUCCGCCGUCUUCACCGAGUGUCCGCGCGAAGGCGGCUACGACCUGAGCGUCGGCACGUCCGAGCGCGGCGCGCCGCUGUCGCAGGCCCUGGCGGGGCGUCAACAACGCCGGCAACAACAGCAGGGGCGGCAAUCACACGGCCACCAUCAUCAUCGGCGCGGCGGGGAGGCCCAGCAGCAGCAGCAGCAGCAGGCAGACAGCGUCGCCGCGCCGUCUUUCCGCCACCUGGUGGUCGUCUUCGGCGGCCCGCGCGGCCUGGAGCACGCGGCGGACAGGGACCCGAGCUUGGCGGCGAUGCACAUCCGCGGGCCGCGCACGCGCGAGCUGUUCGACGAGUGGGUGGACGUGCUGCCGCACCAGGGCAGCCGCGUCAUCGCGACGGACGAGGCGGUGCCGAUUGCGCUGAUGGGCCUUCAGGGGCUGUGGGAGUCGACCUGA